Messenger RNA from Dreissena polymorpha, 1714 nucleotides. RefSeq names its product pre-mRNA-splicing factor 18-like. The record is from RefSeq and is a predicted model, not a curated record. The coding region runs from base 109 to 1155 and encodes 348 amino acids. Lineage: Eukaryota; Metazoa; Mollusca; Bivalvia; Myida; Dreissenidae. Gene Ontology annotation, cellular component: U2-type post-spliceosomal complex; U5 snRNP; U4/U6 x U5 tri-snRNP complex. Gene Ontology annotation, biological process: generation of catalytic spliceosome for second transesterification step; RNA splicing. The transcript is spliced from 10 exons.
UGAUUCAAUAACAACAACAACAACAAUAAUAACAGCAAAGGCAAACGAUGCGUGAAGUCUUACAGAUAACAACAUCAACUCAUAUAUAAAUUUCUUAAUGAUAAAAUCAUGGAUAUUUUAAAGGCAGAGCUAGAGAGAAAGAAACGGCAGCUGAAGGAAAAUAGUGAUAUCAUGGCUCCUGAUAAGAAGUACUUUAAACGAGGGGAUCUGGCAGCUAAACAAGCAGAAGAGUAUUGGAGUCGUCACAGGCGCAGUGUGCGAGUGGAGAGUGUGGAAGUUAUUGAGGAUCCCAAAACAGAACAAAUGUCUGGAAAUGAUAAGAAAACACAGGAACAGAUGGUUGUUCACAGAAAAGAGGUUAUCCGUCGCCUUCGAGAUUUAAAAGAACCCAUCUUGCUAUUUGGUGAGUCUGAGUAUGAUGCCUUCGUGAGACUGAAGAGACUGGAAGCCAUGGAACCGGACUUCAAUAAAGGUAUGGGUGCUGGUGCGAAUGACUUCAAAGCUGCAAUGGACAGAGUUGAGGAGGACUACAUGGAGGAAAUCAUGAAGUCCACAGAGGGGGACGGGGGCAGCAAGAGUAAACACACAGUCUCCAUCAAGGAUGAUGGGACCACAUUAGACGAUUUAGAGCAAUGGAAGGAGCAGCUGGGUAAAGGUGACAGCAACAAAGACCAAGACAUCAUCCUGAGAUACCUCAAGUUUGUUCUCACCACAUGGGGACUGGAUAUCAACAAGAAAACGGUUGAAGAGAAGCGAAGUCUUAAAGGACGUAUGAACGCUGCCAUGCACCAACAGACUGUGACCUACAUGAAGCCAAUGUUCAGGAAACUCAAGUCCAAGACCAUGCAGGCGGAUAUCUUGGAGUGCCUGGUUCAAAUCAUGGGCUACUUGCUGGACAGGCACUACCUUAAGGCAAAUGACUCUUACCUGGAGAUGGCCAUUGGUAAUGCUCCAUGGCCCAUCGGAGUUACCAUGGUGGGUAUCCAUGCCCGUACGGGCCGAGAGAAGAUCUCAUCCAGAUAUGUGGCUCAUGUGCUCAACGACGAAACACAGAGAAAAUACAUUCAGGGACUGAAGCGUAUCAUGACCCAGGCUCAAGUGUUCUUCCCCACAGAUCCUUCCAGAAGUGUCAACUUUGAGCCUAUCCACCACUGAAUGAACGUGUUGAAAUCUUUAUUUGACUGCAUGGAUAUAUUCAGAAUAUGAUUUUCAUGUCGAAAGUAAUAUUUCUGGUAGUGAUCAUACGGUUUGCACAGAAGACAAUACGACUUUGAAUGGCGUUACUAUAUUUGAGAUUUGACUGUGAAACAUGACAAAUAUAUACAGAGUCAGGUUUUAAUGACAGUGUUUAUCAAAAAGUGUAUUAGGUAAUGUACUGAAAUGCUUUCUUUACUGUUAUUCGUUACAAGGUGCUGGAUUAUGUUAAUGUAUAGUACAUUACUCUAUUGAUGGAUGAAUUCUAACAAAGGUCAUAUGAGCCACGUCAUGUGAAAAUGUGUCUUAUGCCAUAUGAAGCCACCGUAGCUACUGAACAGCCUGCGCAAUUGCGGCUCAUAUCGGAUCCACGGAACUUGCAAGAAUACUAGUGCUUUUGGUGACCAUUGAAUCAGUUCUGGCGCACAAUAUAGUUGCCUUGUUAUGUAUGAAUGUCAGUCCACAUGCUUGUUUGUGUUUGAAUUCCCAUUGUGAUAUAAGUAAAAAUUGAGACGCGCUA